AUGACAAAUCCCUUUGUAUUAAUAUUGCCAACCAUAUCAAAUUUGAUUGGCAUGAUUGCAUCUCAUCCUAUAAUCAUUUUAAAAGUUAGAUUACAAAAUGAAAUAUUGAGAUAGUAUGAGUAAUAUUUGUAUUAAACUAUUAGAACUAAAAAUUAUAUUCAGAAAUGACAGAAAUGACAGGAACUUGUGGAAAUUAGUUAUGGAUUUAAACUUCAUUUGGUUCUCGUUUUUUAUAUACUUAUUUAUAAUUUAUUGCAGAAACUAUUUGAGUUCUUUCUUAAUAAAUAAGGAUAUGAAUUUAUGAAUGUUCUUAGACCAGACUCAGAUUUCAAAGGGAAUCUUAUAAGUAUAGGAUUGUCAAUGAUAGGAUCUUCUAUCAUAUCAUUUGCAUUUUUGCAACUAAUAUAUUUUUAUCAAUAGAGGUAAGUCUAUUAAAUUAAAUGAUUACUAAACACCAAAUACAAUCAAUUAAAUUAUUUUUUAUUCAGGUAUAGAGUUAAUUUAUGUAAAGGUUAAUUAAAAAGAAGAAGUAGUAGGAUUUUUUUAAGGAUAUAUAAAUAAUGUUUUUAAAUAGGAAUAGUAUUGCUGUAGUAUUUUUUUGGGGAUUUUCAAUGAAAGCAAAUAAAGAAAGAUUUAAACCUCAGAAGAUUGAUUGA
Paramecium sonneborni is the source of this 656-nucleotide messenger RNA. Lineage: Eukaryota; Ciliophora; Oligohymenophorea; Peniculida; Parameciidae. The record is from the annotation of a GenBank genome assembly.